Messenger RNA from Soboliphyme baturini, 396 nucleotides. The record is from the annotation of a GenBank genome assembly. NCBI's taxonomy places the organism in Eukaryota, Metazoa, Nematoda, Enoplea, Dioctophymatida, Soboliphymatidae.
GCUGGCGACGAUGACGAAGAUGAAGACUCGAUUUUCAAGCACCCUCCAAAAUUGGAUCGUAGGAUGCUGUCAGCGAAGAAUAACGAAGAAAUGUCUAAAAUAAUUAAAAAGAACAUUCCAAGCACAGUCACUAUUAACCUACGAGAAACCUUGACACCGACAGAAGCUUCCACGGCUGCUGAAAUCUGGGUGCUUCGUAUGUUUAACAAUCACAUUGUGGUUGCGUCACAGCGUGUCAGCCAGUACGAGUACAAAUUCAUUUUUGCUGAUGGCUCCAGGGUCUGGGAUGCGAAGCCGUUUUUGUUGGACAGAGAUGAAAUAGUUUCGGUGAAAAUCGAAGGAGUCACUUACAAAGCGAAAGGAGCAACUCUGCAGUCGUCAGAAAAAGAGCUGUAG